Molecule: messenger RNA, 1465 nt
Organism: Leguminivora glycinivorella
Lineage: Eukaryota; Metazoa; Arthropoda; Insecta; Lepidoptera; Tortricidae
Exons: 9
Coding region: 17-1342 (441 amino acids)
Source: RefSeq, a predicted model, not a curated record
UGGCUUCAUCAGACUGAUGCCGAAGACUUGGAAGGUUCUUAAUGAGGAGUUGAAAGCUACUAUAAUGGAAGGGUACAAUAUUUUGGGAGACGGUACUCCAUCCUGCCUGUUCCCGUUCCUCACUGGGAAGGCAGAGUUGGAACACCCGGAUGUGAGGAAAACUAAGGAAAAUAAAAGGACCCUGGACGACAUCCCCUUUAUAUUCAACUAUCUGAAAGAAGAAGGGUACAUCACAGCAUACAUGGAAGACAUGCCUCUGGACAACACAUUCACGUUCCGUUUCAACGGAUUCAAGAAACAACCAGCAGACCAUUACUACAGAGCGUUUAAAAACGCCAACUCACACCUGUUUAAGGGGUGGAACCUUUGCUAUGGAGACACGCCACAGUAUACUAUGAUGAUGAAUGUCACGGAACAAUUUCUCGAGCUUGACGGAAGGCGGUUCAUCUUCACUUUCAUCGCAGACAUAUCUCACGACAAUUUCAACGACAUUCAGUACGCUGACGGUGAUACGGCGGCGUUUUUGAGGCGUAUGAUGAAACGGACUGAGGACACGCUUAUUAUUGUUAUGGGAGACCAUGGGCCCAGAUACGCAGCAGUCCGUAAAAAGCAUUCCCUGCGAGGCAAACUCGACGAACGACUUCCCCUCCUUGCCAUCCGCCUCCCUGACAAACUCACGCGCGCUCGCCCCGACGCGUUACGCGCGCUUAAAGCGAACGCGCACGUGCUGACAACAGCGCAUGACCUUCAUGCGACGAUUUUGGAUGCUGUUGGUUUGAGAAGACAUUGGAAUCCUUAUAAGGUGAAAGGAGCGGAUCUGAAGAGGGGGUUGACUUGGCUAGAGCCUAUCCCCAGCAGCCGAUCUUGCAGCGAAGCUGGGAUCGAGACCCAUUGGUGCACCUGCCUCGUCUGGCAAAUCGUGUCAGAUUCAGAUCCGAUGAACAACAGGACUGCUGCCGCUUUGAUAGACUAUAUCAAUAAAUUUACAAAGGAUGCUGGAUCUCAAUGUGUUCGUCGUACCGUGGCGUCCACAAGUUAUGUACUGCGACAGCGAGUCAACAACCGACUUCUUGCUUUCAACACCGCUAUAGACUACGACGCUUAUUUGGGACGGUUCAACGUUAAGACAGAAAUAACUAUGGAGAAUUUUCAGAUCGGAAUUGAGUCAAACCCAGGAGGCGCAUUUUACGAAGCAUCACUGACAUACAAUUUGAAUGAAGAUAAGUUUGUAGUGCAGUCGAGAGACAUCUCAAGAGUGAACGCUUACCGUGGAGAAUCGGAUUGCAUUCUGGACUCUCAUCCACACCUCGCCCCGUACUGCUACUGCAAACACGAAGACUGAACUGAUGUAGCCAAGUUUAACUAACUAGGAUGGCUCUGUGAUCCAAAGAGGAUCUUGGCCUCUAAAACGAGAGUACGCCACUUACGGAUAAGCCACGACAUUGGUCUAAGCGCGACUGCGGUG